CGGUGGCGGCAUCGUCGCCGACGUAGAACGGUUCCGCGUUGGUCGGUUAGUGCGCGCCGCGAGCUCGCCCCGUUAAGAUCGCGUGCUACGAGAGAAUCGCGCGAGUCGAAACGUGUGUCGUCGCGGCCAUUCUGCCCGACCGCGACUAGAAGGAAGAGCACAGGAGGGAAACGAGAAAAUAGAAAGGGGAACGGUAAAGCCUUAAGCGGGCGAAGAGCGGCAGGGAGCAGAAGGACGACGAUUCGACCGAUGGUUUAUCGGUUGUGUACCGUGGGAACGCCGAUAACAACGAUAAAGAAAAAAAAAGAGCAGUUCGUCGAAGCGCGGCUGGAUUCGAGUGUCUCCGCCGAGUGACGUAAGUCGACCGCUCGACCCGCGAACGCCUCGUUUUCUUCUCGACCAAUCGAACGCGGCUGUUGCCGCACGCGCGCCAACCUUCCACCGAUUCGAAACAUCUCUCCGUAUCUCUCCUCCCUUCGAUCACGUCUUCCGGCUUUCCACCUGCAGCGGCGGCUGCAGAUCGAGCAAUCACGGCGCUCCCUAGCAGAUAUUGAAAAGGAAGGCUCGUCGAAGGGACGAAAGGUUGAAAUCGUCUCGUUCGAAUGCUCCAGCUAGUGAAAUCCAGGCGCGAGCUUCACCGCGGCUACCGUCACGCAAGCGGAACGCUUCCCUCUGGAUGUCACCACCGUUUCGAGAAUCGGCGACAUGGUAGGAAACGCCGUCGCGUUCGCCAAUCUCACCGGCUUCCAGGCUGCGGAGACCCUUUGCUGCAACAGGUUUCUCCACGAGACAAACUCCCCCUCCCCCGAACACCAGCCCCCAGCUGAUACGACGGAACCGACGAGAACGCGCGACCACCAUUUCUCGUCGCCGUCCCCGUCUCCGCCUCCGUCUCCGUCGCCGUCGCCGCCGACGGACGAGCAAAGAAUUUACACGGACGCAUUCCUAAGAAGUUGCGCGGAACUCGCCUCGAGUUGCACCGAUUCCAUUUGCGACAGGGAAGAGUACGCACCCAGCUGGUUCUCUCAAGUUCGCCGACGAUGCUCCAACAUUCGCAAUUGGUUGCCAAAGAUGUGUUCGUGCCUGGAGGCUGGUGCACCGUUUCUUAGCCAACCCGUGGGAAGCUAUCGACGGCUCACCGUCAAAUCGAAUCUCUUCGAGUUUAACCAGAUACCGAAGAGACCGCGAAUAACGUUCGAACCGGACCCGGAUGAACACGAGGAGGACGAGGAGGAGGAAGAGUACGACGACCAGAUAGAGGAAUUGCGGUUUUACAACGAGGAUCGCUCCUCGUUCAGCAUAAUCGUCGACAGGCAUAUCCGCACGUCCGAUUUGUGCGAGCUUCUUAAAGUGAAACGGAGCUUGUCCGGGACGGAAUGGUCGGUCGUGGAAUUCUGGCCGGAUUUGGGAAUCGAGCGCACGCUGGAAGAUCACGAGGAUGUUUCUGCCAUGUACAGAGAGAUGCGAAAGUUCCCUUCGGAGCGCGUACGAAAAUUCGCCUUGCAGCAAGAUAAUUUCAAGUACGAAUUCUACUUCGACUCGAUGCAAUUCUUUUCCGCCCAGAUGAAAGCCGUUCCAGCUGCCUACGCGGACGACUGGGAAACGCUGAAGCAGGCGCAAGCCGCGUUACGAGACUAUAUCCAAGACGACAAGGCGGAAUUCCCGCAAGUGUUCAGUUUAGUGUGGAUGCGGAUCGGAUACUUGAACGUUUGGAGGAGAACCUAUAUGCUUCUUCGUGAUGAAAAGCUUUACCUUGCGAGGAAGAAAACAGAGCAGGUGACCCCGCUCGCUCGCUUGUCGGAUUUCCUGGUGUACAAGAUUCCGAACGCCAAGAGGAGUUUCAGGGCGCCGUUCACCUGGGGUAUCUGCCUGAGGCCAUCUUGCCAAGCCGCAGCCGAAAACACCGCGACUGGAGAAUCCGGGCUCAAGGUCAUCGCUUUCCACAGUGAAAAGUCCCGCGUCUGUUGGCUCACGGCCAUGAGGCUCGCCAAGUAUGGCAAGCAACUGAGGGAAAACUACAGAGCUUUCAAGAACAAACAAUGCGAGCAACCGGAGAAUCCAAAGGACCGAUACGUCAACUACAAUGUCUCGAACGAAUCGGUGCGGUCACACGUGGCCAUGGAUUUCACCGGGAGCGUCGGAAGGAUCGUGGAAGAUCCGAAGGAAGCGAAGAACAUCGCGGAGAACGAAGGAGUGAACUGGCGGCGCACUUGGAGGCCGUUCUCGAGACCGCCGCCGGGUUGCGCGGUGGUCAGGCUUCACGGCCUCGACGACGGCAUUCACGUGUUGCAGCCGUGGUUUCACAGGGGACUCAAGAGAGACGUUGCAGCGGCGAUCGUCAGGGACCAUGGUUCCGUUGACGGCGUGUUCCUGGUCCGAGAGAGCAAGAGCAACUUGGGAGCGUACGUGCUGACCUACAAGUACAGCGAGAAGGUGUUCCACGCGCAGAUUCAACCGGUGUUCGACGAACGAUGCAACUGCUGGCUGUACACUUUGGACAAAGGCGUAACCAAGUUCUACGAUCUGCUGCAACUGAUAGAGUUCUACCAGCUGAACGCGGGCUGUCUGCCGACCCGGUUGACCCACUACGUGCAGAACGGCGUGCCGACAGAUCUGUCGCAACCCGCGGAGGACGGCAGCUCGGCCGCGUCCCCGUCGUCGGCCGAGCUGCUCGGGCACCGAUUCGCCGCCGGCGGGCCCGCCGUUUCAUCCGCGUACGUCACCGGGAACAGAAGCAUCUGAGGAUAGGAAUUCCAGCGGCCCGGCAGCGUCGACGAGCGUUUCGUCGCAACCCUCGAGCGUGCUUCUCGGUUCAACGCGAACGCGAACGCGAACGAAAACGAGAACCGGUCCGCGCGAUCGGGUUGCUGGAGUUUGUGUCUGUGUAGCUACAGCAAGUGGAAUCUGUAGCGCGUUCGAGCGUCCUGCCGACAGGGCUUCGUCCUCGCCGGCUUGAACGAGCAACGAUAUAAGAGAAGGAAUCGGAGAAGGAAUAGGAGAAAGAGGAGGAAGGUUCGUCGUGGACUCGCGGCGA
Habropoda laboriosa is the source of this 3034-nucleotide messenger RNA. RefSeq names its product growth factor receptor-bound protein 14-like. Gene Ontology annotation, biological process: signal transduction. The record is from RefSeq and is a predicted model, not a curated record. Bases 706 to 2742 code for a protein of 678 amino acids. NCBI's taxonomy places the organism in Eukaryota, Metazoa, Arthropoda, Insecta, Hymenoptera, Apidae. The transcript has 12 exons.